ACUUGAACCAUUUCGAUGUCUGUUUUAGUACGGAACCGACGACAAUUGUAGUUUUGGGUGGUUUUCGAUCCCUUUAGUGUUGUUACUUGAGACAAAUGUCCUUUAGAAACCCAUUGAAUAACCCGAAUACUAGACUAUUCGUCUCUUAUUUGGGACUAGUGAAUACAACUGCUGCAGGUUUAUUUGGUCUCGAUAAGGAACAGGCGAGAACAGGAGGUUGGAGAAUUCCUGAAAAGGUUCUUUGCUCCACAGCAUUGGUUGGCGGUUGGUUGGGAGGUUUCGUAGCCAUGAGAAAGUUUCAUCAUAAAACGAAAAAGCAAAGUUUCCUUCAAAAGUAUUACGCUUGUGUUGCCGCCAACAUAGGACUGAUGGGUUUAUUAGCUGCACCGACGAAGCUUCGAAACCACUUGAUGCAACGUUUUUUGCGUAGAUGACUUGAUCCAAAUCUCCGCAAGUUCAUUCAAGUGGUGCGACAAAAAGAUAUUCCGAGUCUUAUCUGAACUAACGUCAGUGUAAAGAGUGUAUACAAACUUUUUAUUCCCUUG
Galdieria sulphuraria is the source of this 545-nucleotide messenger RNA. RefSeq lists its product as uncharacterized. The record is from RefSeq and is a predicted model, not a curated record. The transcript is spliced from 2 exons. NCBI's taxonomy places the organism in Eukaryota, Rhodophyta, Bangiophyceae, Galdieriales, Galdieriaceae. Bases 96 to 434 code for a protein of 112 amino acids.